AUGGAUGUAGAUACGCCAGUUGCAGCCGCUCGGGCGGCAACCAAUGUGCUACGCAACGGGCCUGCACCAGCGCCCCGAACGGUAGUUGCAACAGCACCGGCUGCUGCUCCGGCAACCACGCCAGCAACUGCACCGACAACAACGCCGGUACCUGUACCGGCGACCUCGCCUGCAGCGGUACCUGCACCCGCGCCUCGUGGUGGCACCCGACCACCACCGACCACAUCGAGGACUUCGGAGAUCCAUCAGAUAAAGUGCCCCAUCUGUCGACGCCCACACCGGCUGCACCAUUGUGGCAUAUUUCGGGGUAUGCGACCCGUGCAACGGCAGCAAGUUGCCCAGGCCCACGGGCAUUGCCAUAACUGCCUGUCACAUACACAUGUGACCGCAGCGUCGCGGGCACGCGAGGUGAAUCGGCUACCCAUCCAGCGCGGCCGCAUACCCCACUCCCAAUCCGCAACGCGUGGCGCAUCCCAUCGACGCGGAACCUCUUUGCGGCAUCGACAGCCUGGGCCACCACCUCGUCGGUCUACUGGGCUGAGCAGCGUUGUGGCUACGCUGCAACAACUGCAGCGCCUUUUAGGCUAA
Molecule: messenger RNA, 588 nt
Organism: Bactrocera neohumeralis
Lineage: Eukaryota; Metazoa; Arthropoda; Insecta; Diptera; Tephritidae
Exons: 2
Coding region: 1-588 (195 amino acids)
Source: RefSeq, a predicted model, not a curated record